Molecule: messenger RNA, 2679 nt
Organism: Hyaloscypha bicolor E
Lineage: Eukaryota; Fungi; Ascomycota; Leotiomycetes; Helotiales; Hyaloscyphaceae
Exons: 6
Coding region: 1-2679 (892 amino acids)
Biological process (GO): DNA-templated transcription; regulation of DNA-templated transcription
Molecular function (GO): zinc ion binding; DNA-binding transcription factor activity, RNA polymerase II-specific; DNA binding
Source: RefSeq, a predicted model, not a curated record
AUGGAUCACAACGGCUUCCAGAUGCCUCAGAUGGCGGCACCGCCGCUGAUGAACCCCCCACCGCAGAUCUUUGGGGCUUAUUCCGCGGAUGGACUGCCAAACAUGAACAUGCAAGACCUAUCACAACCACUUUUCGGGGAUGGAUCUCUGAUGGAUGAGAGUAUCGAGGCCAAGAGGAGGCGGAUAGCGAGGGCUUGUGAUAUGUGUAGGAAGAAGAAGAUAAAAUGCGAUGGGAAGAUGCCGGCUUGUACCCAUUGCAUCAAUUACAAGACAGAAUGCGUUUUCACACAGGUCGAGAAGAAGAGGAAUCCACCGAAGGGUGCGAAAUAUAUCGAGGGCCUCGAGAAUAGACUAGGAAGGAUGGAAAGCUUGCUCAGACUUUCUGGACUGCUGACCGAGGACGAUAAUGGUCGGACGGAUUUGGGGACUUUGGAGAAACGACUUGCAGAGAAGAGAGAGUCGCAGAGACAGUCUGAAGCACCAGGAUCACAACCAACCUCGCCCUCGCAUAGCACGCCGAAUGAAGGAAGCGGUUCCACACCGCGGAGCACUUUGGCAUCGCCUGAGCCGAACAGCAAGAAUGGAGAUAAACGAAAGAGCACUCUUUCAGAAAAGUCGGAAGAAGAGGUCGAGGCCCUUUCAGACAUGAUGUGUUCUCUGGUCACAAAUAAUUGUGGUGAAACUCGAUAUAUUGGAUCUUCAUCCGGAUUCUCCAUUUUCUCGCCCAAGGGUAUCCAAUGGGUGAACGAAAAAACUGGCGACUCCUCUUUCCAGGAAAUGAUCUCGUCGGCUUCGGUGGAUGAGAAUAAAUGGAUGUACUGGAAACCAGAGGUGUUCUCUGAUCUGUUUCGACGACCAAUAUUUCAGCAACUUCCCCCAAAGGCGGAGUGCGUGUCCUUGCUCAAGGAUUUCUUUGAAAAUUUCAACUGCAUGUUCCCGCUCUUCCAUCAGCCAACAUUCAUGCAUCUGGUCGAUCGACAAUAUUCUCGAGAUCCAUAUGAAGGUUCUGGAUGGUGGGCCAGCUUGAAUGUCACUCUCGCAAUAGCUCACCGACUACGAGUUAUGAGUAACCUUGUUCCGAAAGAUGAGGAUGAAAAGGCAUGGGGUUAUUUGAAAAACGCGAUAGGGGUAUUCACCGAGCUCACGUUGCGUAAUACCGACCUGUUGAGCGUACAGGCACUCCUUGGGAUGGCAAUGUUCUUGCAAGGCACUCCGAACCCGCAACCAUCUUUCUUCUUAGUUGCGGCAGCUCUUCGAUCAUCCCACAGCAUUGGACUGCACAAGAAAGGUUCCGGCUUUAAUCUCAAUCCUGUAGAGAUAGAACAGCGGAAACGAGUCUUCUGGAUUGCUUAUAUGCUGGACAAGGAUAUUUGCUUGCGCUCUGGACGACCUCCGGCGCAGGACGACGAUGAUAUGAAUGUGGAACUUCCAAGCGCAGACCCGGAGGAUAACAUCGGCAACAUUCCUCUUGCUGAUGGAAAAGGAAAGGUCAACUUGUUCCGUCUGAUGUGCGAAUUUGCAACAAUUGAAAGCAAGGUUUACAAGCAGUUGUAUUCAACGAAAGCUUCGAAGCAGUCUGAUGGAGAGCUUCUCAAUACCAUCGGAGAGCUUGAUCAUCUUUUGGAGGAGUGGAAAGACAGCAUCCCAGUUGACUUCCGUCCGGAACACGAGAUCAAAGCAUCACAUACGCCGCUUAUACUCCAUAUCGUGGUUCUUCAUUUUAGUUACUACAACUGUUUGACAACAAUCCACCGAAUGUCCGUUCACCACGGUUACUGGACCAGUCGGUUGUCGAAUUAUGCUAUCCAGGGGUUGAAUGCCAGACCGCUGAAUCCACGCGUCUUCUCGUCAGCAGCCCUCUGCGUGUCAGCUGCACGAGCCUCUAUUCAUCUGAUUAAAUAUGUACCACAAGGAGAUUUCCAAUGUGUUUGGCUCAUCCUCUAUUUCCCCGUCUCAGCUCUUGUAACAUUAUUCGGAAAUAUUCUACAGAACCCUCAGGACCCUAGAGCUAGAUCAGAUGUCCGCCUGAUGAACCUUGUCGUCAGCUUCUUAUCAAUGCUCGUUACAGAGGAAGAAAAUGGAGGCGUGAAGCGAAUGCUGGGUGUCUGCUCUGAAUUCGAGAGAAUCGCCAAGGUUGUCCUCGAUAAAGCAGACAAGGACUCGUCGUCAAGACGAAAGCGGAAGAACAACGAAGAGCAGGCAGGAAAAGCAAAGGGUCCUCCCGGUACCUCCGGCCCACCACCGCAUACUCCUAUGCAGCAGAAUGCUCAAACGCCCUCUAUGGCCAGCGUCUUUUCGCCGGGUCUGAACAACCCAAUGAACCCACAGAGCUCCUACAGCACACCUAUGCCGAACGGAUCGCCCGGCGCGCAAAACUGGACCACAGAUUUCGCCAACGGGAGUGAAUACAUGACACCCAAUAACGGCGGAGGCAUGACCCCCUUCGCCGAUAUCCAAGGCUACACAAAUGGCAACGAUAUCGGCUCGCCCCUCAACAUCAACAGCUUCCAACAGCCUUUCGUGCCCCAGGACUUGUGGCAGAUGCCGAUGACAUUAGAAUGGGACUGGGCAGACAUGACGGGUGGCCAAUACCCCUCGUUCGAGAACGGCGUCAUGGGCGAUCCGACGCUGCAGAAUAGCAAUAAUCAGCAUCUGCAGCACCAGCAGCAGAUGCGGUAG